Molecule: messenger RNA, 641 nt
Organism: Chanos chanos (milkfish)
Lineage: Eukaryota; Metazoa; Chordata; Actinopteri; Gonorynchiformes; Chanidae
Gene: csrp2
Product: cysteine and glycine-rich protein 2
Exons: 6
Coding region: 52-633 (193 amino acids)
Biological process (GO): muscle tissue development; sarcomere organization
Cellular component (GO): cytoplasm; nucleus; Z disc
Molecular function (GO): actinin binding; structural constituent of muscle
Source: RefSeq, a predicted model, not a curated record
CGGCAAGUUUAGAGGUGCGGUGAAACCCAACAUCUGAAGCAAAUUAUCAAAAUGCCAAACUGGGGAGGUGGAAACAAAUGUGGGGCCUGUGGAGGGACGGUGUACCACGCUGAGGAGGUGCAGUGUGAUGGAAAGAGCUUUCACAAGUGCUGUUUCCUCUGCAUGGUCUGUAGGAAAGGUCUAGACAGCACCACCGUGGCUAUCCAUGACAGUGAGAUCUACUGCAAGUCCUGCUAUGGCAAGAAGUAUGGACCAAAGGGCUAUGGCUACGGCCAAGGUGCAGGAACACUGAAUAUGGACCGUGGAGAACGGCUUGGAAUCAAACCAGAACAGACGCAGAUUCACCGACCUACUACAAACCCCAAUCCUUCCAAGUAUGCCCAAAAGUUUGGUGGCUCCGAAAAAUGUGCACGCUGUGGGGACUCUGUGUAUGCUGCAGAGAAGAUCAUGGGUGCAGGAAAGCCAUGGCAUAAGAACUGUUUUCGAUGUGCUAAGUGUGGGAAAAGCUUGGAGUCCACCACUCAGACAGAAAAAGAAGGAGAGAUUUACUGCAAAGCAUGCUAUGCUAAGAACUUUGGACCCAAAGGAUUUGGCUAUGGACAGGGUGCCGGAGCUUUAGUACAUGCCCAAUGAUGCCUUCU